Molecule: messenger RNA, 810 nt
Organism: Toxoplasma gondii ME49
Lineage: Eukaryota; Apicomplexa; Conoidasida; Eucoccidiorida; Sarcocystidae
Product: cpw-wpc domain-containing protein
Exons: 9
Coding region: 1-777 (258 amino acids)
Source: RefSeq, a predicted model, not a curated record
AUGUUCAAGUUCGCGGGGUCAGCUUCGCCACGGUUUCCUUGCUCCCAGAUGCUUGUGAAUAACCUCCAGCGUUCGAGUGGAUUCACUGCCUAUUCCACGUUUGUCAAAACAAUGGCGCGAUGUCCAGUGUCCUAUCUAUUCUUCGGGAUCAUCGGCAGGGUCGCUUUUUCUGGUACUGUGGGAACUGCAAAUCCGGUCGAAUCUCACUGGCCUCUUGAGGUGCACAGCUUGGAUGCCACUACAGGUCGCCUCCUCAACGCCUUCAGCCGGUUUCUGGACGAUCCAACUAGAGAAUCGAAUCAGUCGCAGUUCACCCAGGAACUCACUGAUGCAGCCCUGCGAAUAAUUUACAACGUACCUCCAUCGUUGAUCAGCCAAAAGGUUGAAGCGCAAACGGAAGCAGCGGCCAGAACUAUGUUGCUCCCGAAUCCUGAUGGCGAAGGGUGUUCGGCUCGAGACUAUUCGCUGCUGUGCCCAGAUGACUUUUACGACACUGGAGACGGAAAAAGUUGCAAGGCAUUGCCAAGUUACGCAGGCAACUGUGAUAAGACGCAGGAUUUGGAGAACGCCACGCCUAUGGACAAACGAGCAUUUGCUGCCCGAUGUGGAGCGAACUGGCCAUGUCGAGAGGCAUGUAGUCAAGAAUACAGUUUCUUGUGUCCACAAGGGUGGGCCAAUGCUGAUGGGCAGUGUUCGGCGCCUCAUACAUACAAAGGAGACUGUGUUCGACAAAAGGACUUCCGUCACUACGAUGAACCUUCGAAAAGAAAAUGGUAAGCCUCAGGACGUCCCGGGCAACUUCAUUGUGCA